AAGGGAACCUGUGCCAUUUCAUUAUGGCGUAAUGCCAAAAGGAAAAGGAAGGAAAACAGCYAGCUCUGACAGCCAUGUGCGAAUUAGAGAUCAUUACAACAGUUUUUCGAGAAAAACAAGCUCUCUUUUGUUUUCCAUCGACUGCUCGCACAAUAAAAUCACUCAACUUAAAGAAUGACYGCCAUUCAAAGGGCAUAAGUUGCUGUUGAAAAAUUGCUUUUUAAUGCAAAUUGUGAAACAAAGGUCCAGCUUUGGCAACAAACAACACGACCUUGCGAUAUACAACUCGAAUAGCAUUAACCAAGAAGACGUGGUAAAAAAUGAGCUGAACGAAGCGUGGAUUGAUAAGGGCAUGUGCCGAGUACAUGUUAACGUUCAAAUACGGAGUGAGCCCACAAACGGAGUUUAGUCAGCGGCAUCUUAUAGUAUUCUUUCAAAGGGAAAUUAAUUUAUAAACAAGUCAAGCAAGUAUUUUACGCAAACAUCAUGGCACAGUGGAUAUCCCAAGCUUUGCUGUUAUUUUACCUAUUAUUAUGUUCAGUGGAAAUGGGAGAAAUUUCAAGUGGUAAGGUUGCCUGCCCUAAACAGUGUUCGUGCGACGAAAAUAUCUCAAAAAUCUUUUGCGGCUAUCAUGCCGAUGAAAGAUUUCAGCAGCUUYACCAUGUGCCWGAGAAUAUUCCAAUUAGAACAACAUUGUUAUCGAUACAUASCAAYAUCAUCGCCAAGAUUAAUGAGAAUUCUUUCCAGAAUUUAACGUCUUUGACGAAUCUGAACAUGAGACAGAAUCAUCUCGUGGCGUUACCAAACAGAGUAUUUCGUGACUUGGCUUCACUAAAGUCRCUCAAUUUAGCCGACAAUAAGAUAUCUUAUUUGCCUGAUAAUGCAUUUGAAGGUCUGUAUUCCUUAGAAGAGCUUUAUCUAAAUGGUAAUCAACUACGUACAAUUCCAGAGAAACUGUUCAGUGGUUUAAAGUCGCUGCGUCGUCUGGAUCUCCACAAAAACGCGUUACACGUUUUUCCUGACAAGGCUCUUCACGCUACAAUAAACCUAAAAGGACUGUGGUUGAAUGAUAAUAAGUUGACAAGUAUUGAAAUGAAUACGUUUAAAAACCUGAAGGAACUGGAAAUACUGUAUUUAAGUAACAAUUAUCUGAAUUCAUUGGAUCGUAAUAUUUUCAGCAAAAUAGCGUCUCUUMAAAUUCUCUUUGUUAAUCGAAACAACCUGACUGAUCUACCKCAUGGGAUAUUUAAUUCUCUACCAGAUGACGCAAAGGUCUCUCUUUUGAAUAAUCCUUUUGUUUGUGAUUGCAAGCUUCAGUGGCUCAAAACAUGGAUCAAUAAAAUGCGGUUUAUUUAUUCGCGCGACAACAUACGCUGUUCGUAUCCAUCYAAGCUUGCGGGACAAUCUAUAGUUUCCAUUCCAAGUGAAGAGUUUAUUUGCAGUAGAGGUCAAUGGAGCUCGUGGAGUGUCUGGAGUACGUGUUCCAAAACAUGUGGGCACGGUGAAAGGGUUUCRGUACGAACAUGUGUCACUACCGUGGAGGGGAAGGGUAGGGCUAAAUGUCCCGGCAGUGUCGUCAAACGGGGAACAUGCAUUGACAGACAGUGUCCUAUUGACGGAGGGUGGACUGAUUGGUCUACUUGGACAAAAUGUAGYAGGACGUGUUCGUCGGGAAGAAAAACACGAUAUAGAACCUGYAGCAAUCCUGCSCCCCAGUCAGGGGGGAGAAAUUGUGCUGGAAGUAYUCGUGAAAGUAAAAAGUGUAAACKUCCGCGUUGUCCAGUWAAAAAGAACUGGACAGUGUGGUCUGCUUGGUCUGACUGUAGCGUUACGUGUGCUUUUGGAAGACGAACACGGACAAGACUGUGUUUGGAUGUUAAAAGUUGCAAAGGGAAUCCUACGGAAUCAACGUCGUGUUAUUUAGGGGCUUGUCCUGUCAAUGGUGGCUGGUCUUUCUGGUCUUCCUGGACAAUAUGUAGUGCAACUUGUUCUAAAGGAGUGAGAAGUCGCACGAGGACUUGUAAUAAUCCGAUACCAAGAUAUGGAGGCUUGYUAUGCGAAGGUAAUUCUACUGAAGUACAGGCRUGCGCAUUAAUCUCAUGCCCUGUGAAUGGUGGCUGGUCGUCAUGGUCACAAUGGAGUACUUGCAGUAAAACGUGCUCAAAUGGGAUAAGAUUAAGAAAUAGAACGUGUACUAAUCCAAUCCCAAAGUACGGAGGAGAGAAUUGUUCGGGAAAUUCUUUUUUGCAGGAGCCUUGCUUUAGCAGGCCUUGUUCUAAGUGGAGUCAGUGGUCUAAAUGGACUGCGUGUAGUGUUUCUUGUGGAAAUGGUACACAAAUAAGAACUAGGUCCUGCUCUUAUAACGAUUGUUUGGGCCAAAAUAACCAAUCACGGCCGUGUAUUAAGAAUUCUUGUCCUAUUCAUGGUGGGUGGACCUUAUGGUCACCUUGGCUUCCUUGUAGCAAAUCUUGUUCAAAUGGAACUACAACUCGAUUUAGAAACUGCAGUGAGCCUACCCCACAACACGGCGGUAAAUUCUGUACAGGAAAAUCAGAAGAAAUCGAACCAUGUAUUUUAACAUUAUGUGAAGGACUGUGGUCRGUUUGGUCACAAUGGAGUGAAUGUAGUACUUCUUGCUCUAGAGGCAYGAGACAUAGACAUCGUAAUUGCACAACCGCARGUCUACAAUACCAUAAGCARUGUAAAGGAAUUUCAUCUCAUGUGGAAGAAUGUCGUUUGCGUGAGUGCCCUACUGAUGGGGCGUGGUCGUUAUGGGGUUCUUGGACUCCUUGUAGCAARACUUGCUCAAAUGGGACAAAAUCAAGAAACAGAACUUGCACAAAUCCRAAGSCUUCUCAUGGCGRUAAGCAGUGYCAGGGAGUCAGUACUGAAUCAAGUWUAUGUAUUUUGAAUGAUUGUAUUCUGUACCAAUGGAGUGUAUGGUCAGCAUGGUCUAAUUGCAGCGGUACGUGUGAUAGGAGUUUCAGGACUAGAAAUCGUGCWUGCACAGAAAAUARYAAACUUGUAAAUAAUUCGUUUUGCUCUGGAAAUAGUUCGCAGCAUAUAUCUUGUAACUUAACAUCAUGUGUUGUUAUUCCUUCCUGGAAUUCCUGGUCAAGUUGGACACCGUGCUCUGCUUCWUGUGGUCUUGGAAGGCAAGAUCGAUCGCGGAAUUGUUCCGCGUCGUCAUUAGACAAUAACCAAAAUCAGUGYRCAGRUGCGCGUGUAGAGUCACGCUCUUGUUAUAUGAUGGAUUGCGUGACACCACAAGGCUGGUCUAGCUGGAGUAACUGGACGAAGUGCUCUAGCACAUGUGGAUAUGGUGUUCAAGUAAGAUCACGUUUUUGUCGWGGAGUUAAAGAGUGCAGAGGAGAAAAUCUGAUGGUAAGGAGUUGUCUAUUAAAAACAUGUGAUAUUUUACGGUCUAACCAAAUAAGCUCGUUGCCAUGGACACAAUGGACGAAGUGCUCAGCCACUUGUGGCCGAGGUCACCAAAUGAAAUGGAGAUUUUGUUUUAUUCCAAAUUCAAACUCGUCUAAGUGUUCCGCCGCAACUCCAUUUGAAUCUUAUACACGUAUAUGUAUGAUCAAACCUUGUAACUAUAGCUCUGUCUGGACAACCUGGACUAAAUGGGAAGGUUGCACAAGGUCUUGUCAUGCAGGUCGUGUUAGGAAAAGGGUUCGGUACUGUCUUAGUAAAGCUGUAGGUAUCAAGUGUAAAGGAAAAGCAGUAGACAUAAGACCUUGUAACAAAUCCGACUGUCAAGCUACAAAGCCACCAGCAACUUAUCCUCCACUAGUAGAACUUGGUUCUCCUAUUCCUUGUCCAGAUCCWGGCACACCUCGGAAUGGAAACCGUAAGUUUAUAGACCAAAUACAAUAYGGGUCGUAUUACGUYGCAUAUUCUUGUAACAAUCAUUUUAGUAUUCAUGGACCAAAGUUAAGACACUGCGAGACUAACAAYCAGUGGUCMGAUAUACUYCCWGAAUGCCGGCCAAUUUGUGGUAAGUCCUCCAAUGUCUUCGCUCAUAGACGACUWAGAAUUGUCGGAGGAGGGCCGACCAUGCCUGGGGCGUGGCCUUGGCAGGUUGCAUUGGAAUUUGACACUUUUCAACCUGAAUUUAAYAGCUUUCACUGCGGUGGUACUUUGAUUGCUGAAAACUGGGUCGUUACCGCGGCGCACUGUGUCGUCUAUAAAGAUAGUAAGAUACCUUAUCAUGGAGUACGCGUAUAUCUCGGAGUGCAUGACAUCACAAGGAGACAUUGGGAUCAAAACGUCCAGAUCGUACCAAGCGCACAAAUUAUAGCUCAUCCUAAAUUUAACUGGAAAACCUACGACUCCGACAUUGCGGUUAUCAGACUUCGGUGGAGAGUAAACAUCACCGACUUUGUAAAACCGAUUUGUCUUCCUAAUGGGUUUCAAAGACGAAGUAUGAAGCCUGGAAAAAAGGGCACGAUGUUAGGUUGGGGAACUACUGAGUCAAGAAAGCCCGCUACCAAGCUGCGCGAAGUAAUGCUGCCGAUAGUCGAUCAUAAAGCCUGUAAAAAGGCCUACGAGAAUGAAACAUGGCCGGUUACUUCGAAUAUGCUUUGCGCUGGAUAUAAACUGCAAUCGAAAGACUCUUGYAAUCGAGAUAGUGGUGGUGGAUUUACAGUUUUUGAUCAAAGGGCCAGGAAGAGACGGUGGUUCYUAGCUGGUAUAAUCAGCUGGGGCAAUCCAAAAUGUGGAAUACCAGGAAAAUAUAGUGUAUUUACCAAAAUGACACACGCUUUUGUUAGAUGGAUACGACAUCAGAUGAACAAGUUUAAACAUAAAGAACAAGCUUAAACAAUAAGAAUAUUACGACAUAUUAUAUAA
Molecule: messenger RNA, 4857 nt
Organism: Exaiptasia diaphana
Lineage: Eukaryota; Metazoa; Cnidaria; Anthozoa; Actiniaria; Aiptasiidae
Product: SCO-spondin
Biological process (GO): proteolysis
Molecular function (GO): protein binding; serine-type endopeptidase activity
Source: RefSeq, a predicted model, not a curated record